Molecule: messenger RNA, 1445 nt
Organism: Tripterygium wilfordii
Lineage: Eukaryota; Viridiplantae; Streptophyta; Magnoliopsida; Celastrales; Celastraceae
Product: guanylate kinase 3, chloroplastic-like
Exons: 2
Coding region: 76-921 (281 amino acids)
Biological process (GO): purine nucleotide metabolic process
Cellular component (GO): cytosol
Molecular function (GO): GMP kinase activity
Source: RefSeq, a predicted model, not a curated record
UCGGAGAGCUAAAUCCGUUCACUUUCGCAUCUCCCUUCACUUUCGCAUCUCGAAAAAGUCUUCCGAUGCUUUAGCAUGUUGUUUCGCAGAACCUAUCUCUCCCUCUCUCGCUCCACUCUCUCUACGCUCCUCGGCCCACUUAAUCAUUGUCCGUACCCGAAAACCCAUCAUCAUCGUCAUCUCCGAUUCCUCUCCACCUCCAGAAUGGGCGACACCCAUAAAUCCCGUUCAAUUCCCGCAAUCGACAAAGCACCCAAACCCGACUUGCUUCGCGCCCUCGAGUCCUCCAUUGGUUCAUCGUUCCGGACCGACCCUGUUUGCCCCGACCCGAACCCGCUCAUCAUCGUCAUUUCUGGCCCUAGCGGGGUUGGCAAGGACGCGGUCAUCAAGAAGCUCAGGGAAGUCCGCGAAAAUCUCCAUUUCGUUGUGACUGCCACCAGCCGCGGAAUGCGGCCUGGGGAAGUUGACGGCAGGGACUAUUAUUUCGUGACGAAGGAGGAGUUUUUGUCGAUGGUAGAGCGGAACGAGUUGUUGGAGUACGCGCUUGUGUAUGGUGAUUACAAGGGAAUACCUAAAAAGCAGAUCAGGGAGUACAUGGGGAAAGGGUAUGAUAUUGUGUUGAGGGUGGAUAUUCAGGGGGCGGAGACUUUGCGGCGGAUUCUGGGGAAUUCGGCUGUGUUCGUUUUUCUCGUUGCGGAGAAUGAGCUGAAGAUGGUGGAGAGGUUGAUUGAGAGAAAGACGGAGAACAAGGAAGAAUUGCUUGUGAGGAUUGCCACAGCGAGAGAGGAGGUGAAACAUGUCAGGAAUUUUGACUAUGUUGUAGUGAAUGCAGACGGAAAGCUUGAUGAUGCUGUAAAGUUGGUGGAUAGUAUUAUUGAUGCGGAGAAGGCUAAGGUUUGGCAGAGGAAUGUGGCUAUUUGAUUUUUUGGGGCUUUCAAUUUUCUUCAUUGAGAUCAUACCCUAUAUCCUUCUCAGUUGGCCAGGUCCCUGCUCCAGUGGUUGCAUGAGGUUUUAUCUUUGAGGCCUUGGAAUUUGGAAAAGUCAUGGUCCUUUUUUCUAUUAUAUUUUUUUGAUUCGUGUUAUUUAGAAGUUCCUUUUUUCUAGUUUUUCCUUGUGCAUAUUGCGCAAUUGCUUCUUCUGCUCUUUUGAGACUUCCUUAUAAAUAUUGUUCUAUUUUGCUGGUCAUUUGCUGGUUUGGCAUUCGGAUCAAAAGGUCCAGAAUGAAUGCAUUUUUAUCAAUUAUGUCCUCACUGAAGGUGGCUGCCGCUAUCCCUUUCCUGUCUUGUCAUAGUCAUUUGUUUUUCAUUUGGACAACAGAAGUGAUGGACAUGAAUUGUCUCCCUCGCGGUAUUUUUAGAUUUCUUGGGACAUGCUCUAAGCGUGCUACCUUUUGUUCUGGGAGCUCUUAGCUAUAAUUGAUUGUAUGUGUUUUUAGCCGCCUGUAA